UGUGUGUACCAUCUUUUCUCUUUUAUUGUCGGAUAGACGUUAGACUUUCGUACCACUUUGAAGUUUAAUCCUUACUAAAACGUGCAUCAACAUGCGUUUACUUUCUUCUGUCGUAAUUUAAAACAAAAGCAAGAAUAUGUCAUUCAUGUAAAAGAAUUAUACAUAUAUAUAUUUUAUUGUCGUUUUUUUUUAAACUUUGUUUGAAUAUCUUUUUACUCAGUGCGAAUCGAAGGUGCGCGUUAUGCGCAUAUUGUAUACGUAUCAACUUUUCACAAUCAGUGAUAACAGUUAAGAAAUACAAACAUUUUCCGCAACAUGUUCAAAACUGUAUCAAACUCUCUUAGAAAAGGUCCACAUGCUAGCCAGUUUCAUCGCAUGCCAAAAGCACCUUUGCCUGGAGAACCAUCAAAACCGUACACGCUCACAGACAUUCCUGGACCAAGAUCAGAAGCUCUCCUCGAUGAACUUUCUAAAAUUCAGCAAGUGGGCUCCAUUCAAUAUUUUGCAGACUAUCAGAGAUCUGUUGGAAAUUACCUAGCAGAUAUCGAUGGAAACGUUUUCUUGGACAUGUUUAUGCAAAUUUCUACUCUUCCUCUUGGGUAUAAUCACCGAUCAAUCUUGGGUGCUCUAUCGUGUGAAGGAAAUCAGCGCAUCAUGGCAAAUAGGCCGGCAUUAGGACUAUUUCCUGGAUUGGAAUGGCCACAGAAACUUCAGGAUACAUUACUUCAACCAUGCGUAGCCCCGAAGGGACUGCCAUGUGUUUUCACAACAACUUGUGGUGCUUGUUCAAACGAACACGCUAUACAAGCAGCAUUUAUAAAAUAUGCAGGGAAACUUCGUGAAGGAAGAGAUCUGACAAAGGAAGAAAAGAAAAGUGCUCCAUUUAAUAAACCACCCGGUUGUCCUGAAUUGUCCAUUCUUUCUUUUGAAGGAGGAUAUCAUGGUAGGACGUUUGCUGCGUUGGCACUAACACACUCUAAGUAUACCAUGAAAACAGAUAUACCUUCUCUUCCAUGGCCAAUAGCACCUUUCCCACAAUAUUUGUAUCCGUUAGAUGAACAUGAAAGGGAAAAUAAGAAAGAAGAUGAGAAAUGCUUAGAGCAGGUAGAAGAAUUGAUAGAGAAAUAUGAAAGUUCAGCGCCAGUAGCUGGUGUCAUAGUGGAAGCAAUACAAUGCGAGGGAGGAGACAGACACGCUUCAUCCGAUUUCUUCCAUUCCUUGCAGAACAUUGCCAAAAAGAGAGGUAUUCCUUUAAUAAUGGACGAAAUACAAACUGGAGGUGGUGCGACAGGACGAAUGUGGGCUCACGAUUAUUUUCAAUUGGAUGCAUCUCCUGACAUUGUCAGCUUUAGCAACAAAAUGCAAGCAAGCGGCUUUUAUCACUCCCUUGAAUACACGCCUGAGCAACCGUAUAAGAUUUUCAAUACUUGGAUGGGUGAUCCGAGCAAAAUAUUAAUACUAGAAGCAGUACUAAAAACUAUUGAAGCUGAAAAUUUAUUAACUCACGUUUGCCACGUCAGUAAUUAUUUACUUUGUCAGUUAAAUACAUUGCAACAAGAGUUUCCGCAAGUUCUAAACUCUGUAAGAGGUAGAGGUUUCAUAAUUGCAUUUGACCUGGCAUGUAAAGCUAUGAAAAAUAAAUUAUUACAGGAAAUACGUUGUAAAGGCAUUCAGGUCGGAGAUUGUGGUACCAAAUCAAUUCGAUUGAGACCAUGCUUAAUAUUUGGAGAAUAUCACGCCGACAUCUUCCUAGAAAGUCUACGUUGCUGUAUACAAGAACUCUCAAAAAGCUGAUGCAUUGUAUAGGUGAUGCUUCAAUUUGUUAUUGUCUCAUAAAUUUAUUAAAUACACAAACGAACAAAAAAUGUAUUUUUGUA
This is a messenger RNA of Nomia melanderi (Alkali bee), 1877 nucleotides long. RefSeq names its product 4-aminobutyrate aminotransferase, mitochondrial. Lineage: Eukaryota; Metazoa; Arthropoda; Insecta; Hymenoptera; Halictidae. Gene Ontology annotation, cellular component: mitochondrion. Gene Ontology annotation, molecular function: transaminase activity; pyridoxal phosphate binding. Gene Ontology annotation, biological process: GABA catabolic process. The record is from RefSeq and is a predicted model, not a curated record.